AUGCCAGACAUGGAUGGAUUCAAGUUGCUCCAGCUUGUGAGGCUUGAGAUGGAUCUCCCUGUUAUAAUGUUGUCUACAAAUGCCAGUACAGAGGAUGUGAUGAAGACAACAACCCAUGGAGCUUGUGAUUAUCUGGUGAAACCAGUCCACAUUAAGGAGCUGAAGAACAUCUGGCAACAUGUGAUCCGGAGAAAGAUGAAGGGUUAUUAUUCAAUGGACCUGCACACAAAUCUUGGCCAUCGUCAGGGUAUAUUUGAUGAUCAUGUUCAUGUUGGGAGUGAUGAACGAUCUGCUAGACCAUGCUCGCAAUUAUGCACCCGAAAUUCAGAGCACAAAAAGCCCCAAACAUUUUUUUGGACUGCAGAAAUGCAUCAAAAGUUUGUUGCUGCUGUUAUUAAGCUGGGCAUUGACAAUAUGUUCUUCAAUCAGGCUCUUCCCAGCAAGAUUCUAGAUUUGAUGAAUGUUGAGAAGCUUACAAUAGAAAAUGUGGCAAGCCAUCUCCAGAUAUAUGAGCCUUACCUGAAAAAACUCAGCUGCCUGGCUUUACAGAAAUAA
Molecule: messenger RNA, 555 nt
Organism: Prunus avium (sweet cherry)
Lineage: Eukaryota; Viridiplantae; Streptophyta; Magnoliopsida; Rosales; Rosaceae
Source: RefSeq, a predicted model, not a curated record